GGCACGCACCGUUGUUUCGUUCAAUCCCGUUUCCGCAGAGCCCAUCAAAGCUCUCAAUCACUUUUGUGCCCAGCGCAUCUGUAUUCAACAUCCAACCGUGGACACACAUCAACGUUGUCUUAUCUCCCUAUAGUUUUUUUUUAAAUCCAAAAUAUAAUUUAUUCUUUCUUUUUAAAUUUAAUGAUAUUGCACUAAACUUUUAGUAACACUAACUUGUCGCCAUCGUUUUCGUGAGCUUAUUGCAAGCUUUUAGUGGUGUGUUUUUUUGUUUUUUGUUUAUCUUGUGUGCUUCACAGUGAUUGGACUUGAUGUCCGAAACUUUUGUUUGGCUCUUUCACCGCACAAGGGUUUCGUGUACAAAUCGAGUUGGGCUCGGUGCUUCGCCAUAGUGAAGUUUUGCUGAAAUAUCAUAAUCCUCUUCGUCUGGUGGCUGGAGGAAACGAAAAGGGGAAUCGACGAAAAUGAUUGACAACGACGACGAAGAUGCUCAUCCGCGUGAAGAAUCGGUUGAUUCUAACCAACGCUGGCGAACGACGGACAUUCUUUUGGGCCGACUGUUCUCUCUUUACGUUCGAAACACAACCGAUAUCGUUAGUUACGUGCUUAAUCAGCAUUAUACUAAUAAAGAGGAGACUCAGCAACUGGAUGUUAUCGGCAGUGUCGGCCCCGAAGAGUACGCAUAUUACGCCGAUGGCAGUUACACUCUUUUUCAACAGCUGUCAACAUUCUGCCCGAAGGCGGUUGGCCAGGAGAUGCGGAAGAAGAUUUCUUUAUGGCUGAUGUAGCCGGAUUCAAUGGAAGCUUCAGCAGCGCUAACUUUAGCCAUCCCGGAAACACGACGUUGCAUCGCGAUGACAAUUUUUCAUCGUCUUAUAUGAUGCCAUGGCCACAGAGAACAUCCUGGAUCGCCGUCUUUACGUUGUUGGUAGUUGUGGCCACCGUGGGCAACUCGCUCGUCGUCUGGAUUGUUUUAGCCCACAAAAGGAUGAAAACUGUAACAAACUACUUUCUGGUCAAUCUCAGCCUGGCCGAUUUGACAAUGACGCUCUUCAAUUGCAUCUUCAACUUUACUUUCAUGCUAAAUAAUCACUGGCCCUUUGGCGGAUUCUAUUGCACCGUCAACAACUUUGUGGCCAAUGUCACCGUGGCGGCUAGCGUCUUCACUUUGGUGGCUAUCUCAUUUGACCGGUAUAUUGCCAUCGUUUACCCGUUACGACCGAGGAUGAGUAAGAGCACGGCUCGCAUCGCCAUUAGCCUCAUCUGGUUGGCCAGCUGCAUCCUGGCUGUUCCUUGUCUUCUCUACUCUCACACCCUGUCACACAGUUAUCGAGGCGGUGAAGUUCGAAUCGUUUGCAUCAUCGUUUGGCCUGAUGGUGUUCCCUCGGUUUCCCAACAGGAUUUCAUAUACAAUAUCGUUUUCACGGUUUCCACUUACCUCAUACCGGUGAUUGUGAUGGGUGCCUGUUAUUCACGCAUGGGCUACGUCUUAUGGCGGGGUAAAAGCAUCGGCGAACAGAAUCAACGCCAAGCAGAGUCUAUCCAAUCGAAACACAAGGUCGUGAGAAUGUUCACGGUGAUCGUGACGCUGUUUGUCGUCUGUUGGCUACCGUAUCACGGCUAUUUCGUUUACCAAUUCAUCGACGACCAAGUCAUCUCUUACAAAUACACGCAACACAUUUUCUUGUCCUUCUAUUGGCUGGCUAUGAGCAACACUAUGAUCAAUCCUCUCGUCUACUACUACAUGAAUACAAGAUUUCGUGAACACUUUAGAUCGGCUUUGUGCUGUCGGGGACGACCGUCAGCGCUGAAUUCUAUGGCGUCUACGGCCGGAUCAGCCAUCAUCAUCACAAGGGCCGGCCAGAGACCAACCCCAAUUUUGCGUAACGAUCGAGCCGACUUUGUGACAGGUCCGCGACAACCACGACAAGUCCUCAAUCAACGACAGUUCAUCACUUCGGCCGUCCUUCGGCAAAAUGGAAUGGACGCGAUUCCUUCAUCGGAAGGUUCCUACUCGGCGGCAGAAAGCACGCACUUGAUCCAGCGGCAGGAUAACUUGGAAGGCGAGCCGAUCAAAUCGUGCGAGACUCUUGAGAAAUCAAGUUUGCUGCUCGAUUCGCCGCAGCAGCAACGUAUUUUGGUUUCUAGUGACACAUCAAUAAGCAACGGAACAGCGGCCUGGAUCUCUAGUCAAGGACAUCUUGUCACCGUAUGGACAUCUUCAUCAACGACACCGUUAUCGACCGCCGCUCGAGACGAUGGCAACCAACACUCGAUGAACCUCAUCAACGCUCGGAUGCACAUUAGACGGAAUCCCUCUACUGACACGUGCGCUGAAGCGAAUAAAAUCCACCAAACCAUCGCCGAAACGAAAACCUAAUUACAAAGUAGCAUUAGAAAUAUACAGAAUUUAACGGCCGGUUACUUGACCGACGGGCAAAAAAAAGUUUUAAUUAAAAGGUCUCAUUACGGCCAUCUGGUAGAUUAAUUGUCUUUGAAUUUUAGUUGUGUGUUCAUCUGCUCAAAAGUUUCGGGCCACCUUAUCUUUAAUUACCAUUGGUGAUGAUAAAUUUCACAAACAAAGCAAAACGAUCCACAAAAUGGACCAUUUCUUCCGUUUGCAAAUUCACCGUCGGCUUAUCAAAACGUUGCGGUUUUCGUUUCAUGGUAAACGUGAGCAGUAUUUACACAUAAAACCACUGGGUGGGGUGUGAUAGAUGUACUUACUAGAAAUUGUCCAUGUGUACAUGACACUGAGUUGUACUUGUACAUCGUCUAAUUCAAUUUCGUUCAUGUUUUCUUUAAAAAACGAAGGCGUCGGGUAAGCUAGAUACGUGUUCGUCUUGUUAUUGUGUACCAGGGCAAAGCAACUGUUCGUUAUUUCUCCGACAAAUCACAAAAGCCUGUCAGGAGAAUAAAUUCUGUGACUUUAUCAAAGACUACAUACUCUUUGAGCAAUUACACGGGUCGAAAAGAA
Daphnia magna is the source of this 2974-nucleotide messenger RNA. RefSeq names its product tachykinin-like peptides receptor 86C. The record is from RefSeq and is a predicted model, not a curated record. Bases 773 to 2377 code for a protein of 534 amino acids. NCBI's taxonomy places the organism in Eukaryota, Metazoa, Arthropoda, Branchiopoda, Diplostraca, Daphniidae. Gene Ontology annotation, biological process: G protein-coupled receptor signaling pathway. The transcript has 11 exons. Gene Ontology annotation, cellular component: plasma membrane. Gene Ontology annotation, molecular function: neuropeptide Y receptor activity; tachykinin receptor activity.